CGGAGUAGCCGCUGCCGUGGACCGUGUGUAGGAGCUGCCUGCGGCACCAGCGUCGCUCAUGGCGGUCAGGACCUGCAUUUGGCGCUGGCUCCAGGCCCGGGGCUUGCGGGGAGCACAGGCCCCUGACCCGAUUUUCCGCUAUAUGGGCAAAGGGCGCAGGAAGAGCCGCGUGUUCGUCUGGGGGUUCGCCCACACCGGGGCCCUGGGCCUCCCGCACUUGGUGCUCGGCCGCGGCGGGGGCCAGAAACCCCGGCAGAUCCAACUGAGGCCGCGCGGAGUGGAGCUGGAGCAGAGGAUCUCAUCUGCAGCCUGUGGCUAUGGGUUCACUUUAUUGGCUUCACAAACCCAUGACAUUACCAAGGUCUGGGGAAUGGGCUUGAACAAAGAUUCCCAGAUUGGAUUUCACCGGAGUCGGGCAGACAGGACAAAGGGCUAUGAGUUUGUUUUGGAACCAUCGCCAGUGCCGUUACCUCUGGGGAGGCCUCAGGAAACCCGUGUAAUCCAGGUGUCAUGUGGGAGAGCACAUUCGCUACUGCUGACUGAUAAUGAAGGAGUUUUCAGUAUGGGAAACAAUGCCUAUGGACAGUGUGGGCGAAGCAUCGUGGACAAUGAGAGUUAUAGUGGUAGCCAAAUUAUUCACCGAAUUGAAGAUUUAGAUGACAAAAUCGUUGAGGUUACAUGUGGACAGGAUCACAGUCUCUUCAGAACAGAAAAGGGCGAGAUCUAUUCCUGUGGCUGGGGAGCUGAUGGACAAACAGGUCUUGGUCACUAUGGUGUUACUUGUAAAUUGACCAGGAUAGCAGGCGAUAUUGCUGGAGUCAAUAUUGUACAGACAGCAACAUAUGGAGACUUCUGUUUAGCCGUAUCCAAAGAUGGGGAUGUGUUUGGCUGGGGAAACUCUGAGUAUCUUCAGCUGUCUUCAGUUACUGAGGCCACACAAGUUAAUGUUCCAAAGUACCUUCCUUUUAAAGGAGUUGGGAAGAUUAAACAGGCAGCAUGUGGUGGAACUCAUGCUGCAAUCCUUAACAGAGAAGGCAAUGUCUUUGUCUGGGGUUAUGGAAUUCUAGGAAAAGGCUGCAAUCUCUCUGAAUCUGGAAUGCCAGAGAUGAUCCCAUCGACACUGUUUGGUUGUUCAGAGUUCACGCCUGAGGUUCGAGUUGACCGUAUUCGUUGUGGCCUGAACCAUUUUGCUGCUAUCACCAAUCGUGGUGAGCUUUUUGUGUGGGGCAAGAAUCUCCGAGGUUGCCUUGGCAUUGGGAGUAUGGACGAUCAGUACUUUCCCUGGCGGGUGACAGUACCAGGCAAUGUCAUGGACGUAGCUUGUGGGGUGGACCACAUGGUGGCACUUACAAAAUCAUUCAUUUGAACUGAUAGUCGCUGAACACGAUGAGAUUACAACACGGAUCUUCUCUGAUUCUGGACCAAAAUCAGCUGCCCAGGAUCUUAGAUUGCCCUCCACUAUCCACAGAAGAAAUGUAUGUGCAUAAACAUUUCUUUUACUGUUAUCACAGUAUGGAUCUACCUUGUACAUGUUAAGGAGUCCUCUUAUUGGUCUUAUGUUCACCUGAAUGGAGCAGUUUGUAUUUGUGUAUUUUGAAGUAAACUUUUCAAAUAUGUUCUGCUCUCCACCCAUUCAUCAACCUAUUUUGUUACUUCUCCUCUCGCUAACUUCUCUUUCUAGCUUUCUUUCUGUAACUCUUUGGAUCUCUGACUUUCCUCCUCUGCACCCUUAAAACUGGAUGGAAGGUGCCAUUCUAACUAAAUCUAACAGUGUGCUGUGAUUUUAUUCCGAGUGUUAUACUGACAGUUAUGACUAUUAAUAUAAAGAUUGUCACAGAUCCAUUAUUUCACAUGAUCAAAAUCUGGGAUAGUUUUCUCACCAUACUGAGAAACUUGCUUCAUUUUAUUUGGGGAAUAAAUAUUUUGGUGCUAAAGAUCUUUAUGAA
Messenger RNA from Chiloscyllium plagiosum (whitespotted bambooshark), 1946 nucleotides. It is a transcript of the gene rcc1l, whose product is annotated as RCC1 like. Gene Ontology annotation, molecular function: rRNA binding; guanyl-nucleotide exchange factor activity. Lineage: Eukaryota; Metazoa; Chordata; Chondrichthyes; Orectolobiformes; Hemiscylliidae. Gene Ontology annotation, biological process: positive regulation of mitochondrial translation. Gene Ontology annotation, cellular component: mitochondrial inner membrane. The record is from RefSeq and is a predicted model, not a curated record.